Messenger RNA from Paramuricea clavata, 24905 nucleotides. The record is from the annotation of a GenBank genome assembly. NCBI's taxonomy places the organism in Eukaryota, Metazoa, Cnidaria, Anthozoa, Malacalcyonacea, Plexauridae.
AAAGUGAAAUCGCAUUAUUGGAAAUGGUGAAAUCGGUCAACAACUCAUUCCCUUGCUGUCUUGAAGAAGAAAUAUAACACAGUUGAUGUCGGAAAGGUGGUGGAUUGUCAUCGAUGUAGUUCGAAAACACGAUUAUUACGAUUGACGGCUUACGUAUUUAGGUUCGUAAGGAGGGUUAAUGGACUUAUCGUAUGUAAAACGUUGGAACUAUCAGCAGACGAACUGAUCGAAGCUGAACAGAUGUGGAUAAAGGAUAUUCAGAACAAUGUGUUUCCCGAAGUUAAGCAAUUAAUGGUACGAAAACUUCCAGCUCAAAGCUUGAUCAACUACGCUUAUUUCUGGACGUCAAACGAGUUCUACGUAAAUGUGUAACUUGUAAAAGAUUAGAAGGUAAGCCGUACCCUACGCCCAAGACCCCGCACCUACCAUCUUGGCGAACGAGUGAUUGUUAACACGAGAGUGGAUUUCGCUCGACCCCUCAACGUCAGAGAGGACUCAAAGUGCAGUCAACAAUCAACAAGAAAGUCAUACAUCGCUCUACUUACUUGUGCGUCAACACGGAGAAUUCAUUUAGAACUGCUUCCGAGUUUACCGGCGUGCAACAACAUCUCGCAAACAAUGGCGUACCUUGGAAAUUCAUUCUCGAAAAACCCCAUGGCAUGGGGGCUUUUGGUAACGUUCGAUAAAGAGUGUUAAAAGAUGCCUAAAAAGUCCAUUGAUCGAGCUACGUUAUCGUUUAAAGAUUUACGCCCAAUAUUGAUCGAGAUUGAGUUAACGUUAAAUAAGUCCAACUACGUACAUAUACGAUGAUGAAGAAGGCAUAUCGUACCUCAUUACGCCAUCUUGUCUACUUUAUGGACGGAGAACGACGAAUACACCAAACGACAUCCAGUUCGAGAUAGUGGGCACAAACCAGCCUAGACCUAGGCCUUCUAUUUUUAUUUAUAUUUUUUUAAUAUUCAGCGCUUUUUCACAUGAAAAGACUGGGACUAGGUAAUUUGGGGGCGUGGCCCAGGAAGGACACAAGCCUGACGCAAGCGAAAAAAUGGAAGGCUAUAGUGGAUUUCCCAACAACAACGCCAAAACUGCCCUGAAACUGCCCUGAUUGCGAAAGGCCCAAUUAUUGCGUUCUCAAACAGAAUUACUUGCAACUUAACAGCGAAUUUAAACCGAUACAGGUAAAAUAAACUCAUUUAUAGUAUAAUUUUACUAUUUUUAUUUGUAUACACGUCUAGAAAAUCGGGGUUUUUAUCAUAAAGUUCGAAGCAAGACUAUUAUUAUGUUGAUAAGGUGAAGCGAAAGUACAAAAUAAUUCUUUUAUUCGCAAGACAAUCUACUGUUUUGCUUUGAAUAACUAUAUUUGCGAAUUAGGAAUGAGGAUUUUGAAAUUAUUGUUCAAACAUUACGAAUAUACCAUUUGUAAACAAUGUACGUUUUUAUAUACAGUACUGUACGAGCUAAUAAUAUAUGUAUCCGUUUUAUUUAAUAAAUUAUAAUUGUAUAUGUGUUUCUAUAUUUUACAAACACAAGACUGCUUCUUGCCAAAAUUGAGAAAAUAUAUAUUAAUGUAGUUGUGUAUAUUAAAGACAAAAUUUCAUGAAAGAUUCUACUUUUGGUAUAUAUUUUGACUCAUUUUGUGCUUUCGCUACACCUUGUCAACAUAUUAAAUAAUAGUGUUGUUUCGAACUUUAUGAUAAAAACCCCCCGAUUUUCUAGACGUGUAUACAAAUAAAAAUAGUAAGUUUAUACUAUAAAUGAGUUUAUUUUACCUGUAUCGGUUUAAAUUCGCCGUUAAGUUGCAAAUAAUUCUGUUUGAGAACGCAAUAAUUGGGCAUUUCGCAACCAGGGCAGUUUCAGGGCAGUUUUGGCCUUGUUGUUGGGAAAUCCACUAGGCCUUCUAGGCUUGCUUCCUCCGCCCCGCCCCCAAAUCACCUAGUCCCAGUCUUUUCAUGUGAAAAAGCGCUGAAUAUUAAAAAAAAUAUAAAUAAGACUAGAAGGCCUAGGUCUAGGCUGGGCACAAACUAGUCUUUGACAAAACGAGCUAAACAUUACAAAACUCUACUAAAGGAAUUUGCUAAACAAAGGAGGCGAGAAUACUUGCUAACCAUUCGCGAAGCAGCGAGAUCGAGUAACAACGAUACAAGGGACGUAAUUGUAAUUUUGAAGAACGAGAGCACGAAGCGGUUAUUUUGAAAAAUGGUGAAGGUCAAAGAGCUUAUUCGAAGUAUUGGCGGUGUUGUAAGAUCAGCGAAGAUUCGAGUGUUGAACAGUGAGUCUCGAAAGCCUAUCAUCAUACGAAGACCUAUAUACAACAUUUAAUCCCAUUAGAAAUUCGCGCGAAAUGCGGUAACGAGGAUGAAGAACAAUUAGUUGAUUCUGAACGAAGAAUCAUCCGGAACACAAGAUCCCAGUACAGAACCAUUCGUCAGUGAUGUUAAUACUGCCGUUGUAGAGAAGAAGAAUCGGCCAGAAAGAAAGGCAGCUGUUAAGGAGAACUUGUACGAAAACUGUCAAAACAAACGUAAAAAGAAAAUCGACAAGUUGUUCCAGGUUGAUAUCAACAGGCGUGGACAAGGUUGUGCGGCCCACUAUGAACAGUAUUGUCAACAUGUUGUUACAGCACUGUUCAACUGCAUGUAACAACUUGGAACAACAUGGUUGACAACUUGUUCGUAGUUGGCCGCACAACAUUGUUCACGCCUGUCGAUAUCAACUUGGAACAACUUGUGCGUUUUUAGCCGUUGUUAUCGUAAUACUUCAUCUAAUAAUAUUAGAAAUAUAGACAAGUUUCAAAACAAAACCCUUUUGGAUCUUCAACAUUAGUUUCGACUUUUUUCUACAUCAAACUUUGUUCAGCCAAGGAAUCAUAUAUUCAAGACGUUGUCUUAGCAUCUUUUCUUCAAGACAUCGUUAAUGUUCCGUGCGUCAUCGGAUACAUUCACAGAGCAUCAUCUAAUGUUCUUCAACCUUGCACUGCACGUCAAUCGGUUGUGAUAAAAGAACCGUCUUUGAUUUUGAACACGCUGACUGGAAUGCUCUACGAGCUAAGCAUAUUUUGCAGACGUUGUUCAAAAUGCGUAUGGUAGUCUCCAUCGAACAAUGGUGAAGUGAAGCACUUCCUGAAGCAGAAAACUUGUACAGAAGAAAGGCCAAGCUCAAGUCAACCCUUGUAAAAGUAUUGAGAACGAAGACGAGUGUUAUGUCCAUCUUCAAAGACAAACACAAAAAUGUCUUUGAAUCCGUCUUAGAACUGCUCCUAUCUGUUCAUUCUCAUAAAUGAUAAUAUCGAUUUAUCACAUUGAUUAAUUAAUUCAAAUCUGACAAGUGCCUCCCUUGUUGCACGCAAUAAUUUUUUUCAGUAUUUAUAUUAACUUUCAAAUUAUUGCUUACUCUAGGUUAUAGAUUGCGCAGUUUAUCCCACACGUAGAGUUCAUACAAGUAAACAACUGAAAAGACAAUGACGAUGUUUAGUUUAGCGCAAUUUUUCAAUUUUCAGAAAUCCAUAAAACCAUGAGUAAUUACGUUUCUAAAUCCAAUGAACAUGAAGAACGUUUAGCUGGCUUGCUCUUGAGAUAUACACCGAGGUCACUUGCUCACCUUGAUAAAUAAUGCGGUCGCUUUGCUAUAUUUUCCUUAGGACCCAUGUCAGCUUUUAGACGUUUAGUAUUGUGCCUUUUGCACACCUUUUUUUGUAAUUUGCAGCAUGAUAUGUUAAUGAAUUGUUUUGCAGGUCUUACUACUGGAUCAUCCAAGAAAGCGUAUUCGUGAUACAGCUAAAUAUAAACCAUUUCAAGAGAAAGUAAAGGUAAUUAGGAAAUGUAGUCCAAUUUAGAAAAACUUGGUAUUAUCUGAUCUUACCAAGUUUCAGGGGUAGAAAAAUAACAACAAUGGAACCAUUCGUACUGGAAAAUCUCUUGGUGGGCAGAAAAUGCAGUCAGCAUAUAUGAAGAAUACUAUAUAAAGAACGAAUAUCCGACUUCCGUUAUCGCUACCGUUACCAUGAACCAAUCAGAUGCAUUUGUCUUAUCUGACUAACCAAUUAAAUGCGUAAUAAGCCUGUGAGAGGUUGCGGUAGUGGUGGUGGAAAACAAAGUCUGAACCUACCACUGAUGUAUGGAUGAGAAUGAAAGAAAUGAUUAGUAACAUAACAUAACAUAACUUCGCUCUAUGUCAGAAAUAGUGUUGCAAGUUGCAGCAAAAAAUGCUACGUUAACAUGGUCUAACAUACUUUUUAUGUUUGAAGACGAAGCGUCCAUCGUUGAAGAAACUUGCAAAAGAAAUCUUGUCUCUGUCAAUUCAAUCUGGUGAACAUUCUUCGGUAAGCACAUGCACACCUAACAAUUAAUCAUAACAGAAUAAUAUAUGUCAUUAACGAAUUUAAGGAGUCUUAUUAAUUAAAAUUUUAGUUAGCCUAGUAAUGAAUUCGUCCAUAACAUCAUAUCUAAAAUCCAUGAAUUCUGCUGGGUGGUACGUUUUAAUGUAAACUUCAAUUUAUUUAAAGGUGGAAGAUGCGCGUGCUGCCAUGAAGCUGUACUUUACACAUCGCAAAGAGUGGGAGAAAUGUAUAAAAAAUAAAUUUAGAAAGACUAAAAUUAAAUCUGAUAAGAGCAGUUAACAUACAGAUGUUUAACCUAGAAUGACAUAGGUUAUUCAUAUUAACGGAGUAAAUCAAGAUUUAAGACCAACGCUCAUUGACAAUAUAGAAAGCAUAGUUAAACAAAAGUCUAAUCGGACUCGUACACUAACUUGAAAGAAAAUGACAGCAACAUCGAUAUCGUUGGCUCCAAUGUAGUUAGCGAAGAAGAAUUGUUUUGAUGAUGCAACUAUUUCCAAUAAUUUCCAGACGAAGGGAUUUUGUUUGAAACGUCAAAGUUAUUUCUGUAUUUUUCAAGUAUAGUUGUAUCGUCUACACAGGAGUUCGUAAAAUGUUCUUCCUGUUCGUUCAUUCUCAUGUAAUACACCCUUUCAAUAAUUAUAUCACAAGUACUUCCUUGGCCUGCCUAGGAGACUUGCUCUGAUAAAUAAAGACAAAAGGCAAUUCACUCAGGAUUCAUGAGAACGAAACUCAGACCAAACAGGGAUUUGUGACGUAAUUAUCGACCGGGUGUUUUUUGAAAUGUUUUAGGGUAACGUUCCAAGACGUGUUUGUCACUAUCAUUGACUUAAAUUUGGAAUACAUAUUAGGCAACUACAUAUAAAAAUUUUGUUGUGUUCUGUGUUAACGCUUUAGCCCGGAUCAAUCGAGGAUGAGAGUACUUGAGAUUUGGCAGUCACUCGACCUUUGGUUAGCUGUUCUUUCUUGAUUUGUUUCUGUCACAUUGUUUGCGCGUAGCCAGCGGUUUUGAGGUCGCCUCCCUAAUUUUUCCAUGACCACGCCUCAAUCUUUAAGACUGGUAGCUACACAGACUACAUGUAUCAUAUUGCCAGUUUUAUUGAUAUCGUUCCUGAAAAAAUCGCGAAUUCACCUUUGGGAAUGCUUGGAAAGUAGAAUGGAAACGCUAAUACUUAUCGAUUAUAAUGUGAAGCAAUUAAAUAGCCGCCCGCUAUAACCCGGCUCAAUGUUUACAACUUUCAAUGCAGGCUCCUCGACAGACAGGCAUCGCCUUUGGAUUCGCGGGCAAAAUUUGGUUGCGGGUUAACCGAACAGCUAUAGCAUAAUUCAAACCGUGAGGAAGUAGAGGUUCUGCUAAGGACAAGAAUGUGUUCCUGACCUAAUAUCUUGACAGACAUGCCACAAACGAACGCACAGGCGUACGGGCGGAAAACAAUUAGAUGCAAGGGGCGGCCAAAAGUUUGUCCGACGUUGAUGGAAAUUGUCCGACAUGAUGGGUUCAUUGAUAGAAGAAUAGAGGGUAAGUGGAAGGAACACAACUCCUAUGCACAUGUGCCGAAAUACAAAGUUUAUCUUAAAACGACAAGUAAAAUGUACCGGUCACGAACGAUUAUUUCUGCGAUUUGAUUAUUUAAUAUAAAUCGAAAACUCCUCAUUCCACACGUGCUGCAUAACAAUUUAUAAUAUAUUGUAUUUAUUAUUACUCGGGUUUCGAUACGAAUGGCAUAUAAAUACUAACCACUUUAAAAAUAGAUAUCCAAUUUUGGUAAUCAUUUGUAAGUGGGUUAUUACAUUUUUGGAAAGUACGAUUCGUGCAUAAGUCCCCCCCCCCAAGGACAGAAUUUGGGUUGUUAAUUAAAUUUAAUCAAUAAAAUUGGUGGAAUUUUACCGAAAGUGAAUUAAUUUAACAAAUCUGGUCACACCAGCGAAAUGAAUAAAGACCAUACGAUUUUAGGACGGCUACCAAUACAAUAUAUUGAUCAUUGAAAAGAAUUGAAUAAUUACAAUAUAUGAAUAAUUUAGACAUUGUCCUCGCUCUGUUUACAACGCCAAAUCACAGAUUUUCACGUCUUGAUACAACGGCUGCAUUUCAAGCCGCAACAAGUGCAACUUCAAACUGGGUUCAGCAGAACUCUUCCCAACCAUAAAACCCAUGUCUUCAACUUCUAAGACGGUAUCAAAUUCAUACUAUUGAUAUAAACAUACGACGAAUUAUCUUUUCUACCAUGCAUUUGAAAGAGUUUGUUUUGGCCGUUGUCGUCGCAUUGCCGUCCUAAAAUCGUAAGGUAUCUAAUAACUGUAAUAAGACUGGUAAUUUGAAGCCAAACUCGUUCCACGCAUACGAACAGCGUGGUCAAUACUGACAAUAUGUGUUUAUGAAAACCGGACUAUAAUUUACCAAAAAACUAUUCAUACCGCUGAAAUAAGCUAAAAUAUUGGUAACAAAGGUACUAGUAAAUGGUGCCUAAAGGAUUAACUGGGUAUUACAAAAUUUAUCACUUAAAGGCCGUUUUCCACUAGGAGGAAUUUUUCGCGCGGAGCGGAAUCUUUCUGUCUUUUCUAAUUAGUUCCACCCGAGAAAUUACAAGACAAAGAAAAAUCCCGCUCCGCCCGCAAAAUUCCGCCUAGUGGAAAACAGGCUUUAAAGGCGGAUUUCCAUUCAGUGCAAAAUGUCGCUCGAUCGCUUUUUUGCAAUCGCUUUCUUUUGAAAUGCGUGCAGUCAACUACAGCUAAUGAGAUUUGUUCCGCUUGACUGUUUGUAAUUCAAAAGAAUUAAUCGCGCAACAUUUUGCACUGAAUGGAAAUCCGCCUAAGAUAACAAAAUUUCCACCUGUUCUGUACAAUUUAAUAUUUUAAAACCGCAUUUGCAGGGGGCAGUAAAGCACCCUUUAUUGAAAUAAGCUUGUCAAUGUCUAGGCCGUGGGUCAUUGGCCAAAAUUAUUUCGCUUCGUUUCAAUGCAUAGUACCAUAGAUGCUCGAUUACCACGAAACGUUCCCAAGCAAAAAACUUGCCAAACACUGAGAAAAUGGGUGAUCAGGGAUUAUCCUCUAUUAAAUUGUAUUAAAUUGUAUUACAGCAAGAAAAUGUGAAAUUUUGUGAAAAAAUGACUUGCUUCAUCAGAAAGCUUACAAAAAACCGCAUAUAACACUUUUAAACAGUUUUUUGAUCCUUCAAAUUGCCUGAGUUCGUGCUGUUUUAAAUGUGAAAAUUCGAUCAAAAUGUCGUAAUAAGGACUGGGUUCUAGGUCAAAAACCGUUUUUGACAGUUAUAAGUCAAAACAAUUAGAGAUAGAAAAAAAACUGUUUAAAUAAUGUCUUAUACGUAGACUUUUGUAAGCUUUCUGAUGAUGCAAGUCAUUUUUGUUGUAACUUAAUAGAGGAUAAUCACUGACCACCUAUUUUCUCGGUGUUUGGCAAGUUUUUUGCUUGGGAACUUUUUGUGGUAACUCGAGAUUCCCCAGUACGUUUUCGUAGCGCUUUGCAUUGUGGUAUCACUGAUAAAGAUAGCGGCCUCCAAUGAAGAAAUGAAAAUAUUUAAUGUUUUUGCGAAUAUUUUGCUGUUGGCUAUCGCAGAACCAAGACAAGGCCACGGCACGGAGAUAUGUGCUGAUAAUUUGUUGAUCGUUGGUGGACGUACAGCUAAUCGAUCGAAGGAUAGCCUCAGCAGUGUCGUACUGUCCGAUAUAAAGAAGAAUGAAUGUAAGCAGUUGGCACCGCUGCUCUAUAAAGUGAAUUACAUGGCAACUGUGAGAUGAGGAGACAACAACAUUGUUGUGAUAGGGGUCAGGACAAAAAAUAUGCCAUCUUGAAUACCAGUGAUACCACUAUAACCACAAUGCAAAGCGCUACGAAAACGUAAUAAGAUUGAACCAUAUGCAUUGAACCAUAGAACUAUUCCCCAGGGGCACAGCCAGGGGGUUGCCACGAAAUUGCUUUUCUAAUACCUAGCUUACAUGACGUUUUACAAGAAUUUCAAUAUGGCCGCUUGAUUCGAGUCAUCGAGUGUGCAAAAUUGUUGGAUUAUUAUUGUAAAUUUGGGUUGGAAUUUUUGGAUAAUGACUCAUUUUCAUCCAGCUUUAUAUUUGAAAAACUCUGCCCUUGCUGGUAAGUCUUUGAAUUGGGUGUUAUUCUGACAUUUUUCAAACUGCAGGGGCCGGUUGUAUAAUAAACUCUUAUAAUCACUUUUUUAAUCACUAUUUUGUAGUUAAAAUAGUGAUUAUAAACUCUCAAAUACGCGCUUCUUAUUGGAUGACGUUUCCACUAACUAUAGUUAACUUUAAUCACUUUUUUAUACAACCGGCCCCAGGUUUUAUGAAUCGAAUUGCCAGGUAGGAAAUAAAGGCGCGAAAAUUAUUAAAAACUGUUUGCUAAUUGCUGCCAGCUGUCGUAAGAGUGAGAAAAAGUCGACUAAUUAAAGGCCCUGUUACACAGUGCAAUUUUUCAUGCAACUUGUCUCGCAAUGGCAUUGCGAGACAAGUUGCAUGAGUCAUUGCACCAUUUAACAUGCCUUGCAAUGGUCAAAAUCUUUGCGAGACAAGUUGCAUGAAGCAUUUCACAGAGUAGAAGUCGGUUCUACUUUUGGCAACGAUUGCACUAAUUAUUUUUAGCAUUGCAGUGUGUAACAUGGCUUUGUGCAACUUGUCUCGCAAUGUUUAUAGUUUGGAGAGUUCCUAUUGGCUCUCCCCAGUACACGCUUUACUUUAAUUAAAAUUUGGCGCCAAAUAGCGCCUCUCCUUAGUCUCUUCGCAUGCCUCUGUCCCCUAUCGUUGCAAGUUGCAUGAAAAUCAUUGCAGCAUGUAACACCUCUUGCAAUGCACUAUCAAAAAUUUUUUUUAAACAUUACGAGACAAGUUGCAUGAAAAAUUUCACCGUGUAACAGGGCCUUAAGAGUCAAUGGCAUUUUCCAAAAUUAUCUGCAACGCCAUAGCCUGCAUAGCAGGCGGUAUAAGCGUGCACGCAAAGGGAGGAACAGACAUUCCAACCUCCGAGUCCUCAAAACCAGGCCACUUCCCAAUUUUCCCAUUUUACUUAAAAUAAACGCCUCCCUCGAAUAAACGCCUCCCUCGAAUAAAUGCGGCUGUGCUUUUCUCAUUGAUGAGGUGUCUAUUGACUCUGUUUGGGUUAGUGUUAAAAUUGGCUCAGUUGAGUUUGAAUUAAACAAUAAAUUCACAGUGGAUGCUACAAAAACUAGUUUUAUUACACUAACGUUGAAACCCAUAAGUAAUACAAUAAUUAUCUUCUCACAAGCUUUAAUUUCAUUGAAGUACUGUAAUGGCGAAAUUGUUUCGUUUUACUUCUGGUGUUUUGAACUGUGAUCCUCUUGUAUUCAAGAGCCUGCGAUUAUUGCGCCCGCUUUUGUUAUGCUGCUUUACUUCAUGUAACCCUGGCAAAAUGAAUAGGAAUUGAAAGCGAACGCUAAAUUGUCAAAACAACGUAUGCCACGAGAAUUUUAUAAUACAACGAUCGGCGACAAACUCUGCAAUUGUUUGGGGCAACUAGAAACUCCCAUUUUAUUUAUAUAUACAUAUUGAACCAAACAAAUUUCAUUAAUAUUUGUCACAUGAGCCUUAUUUGAAGAAUACAACUAUUAAAUUUAAAUACUACAGAAAUCGGGACAAUAAGAAAAAACCGGGACACCGAGACUACAUAGUCCAAACCUGGACAGUCCCGGGUAAACCGGGAUGGUUGGAAUGUUUGAGGGAAGCUUGAAAUCCCGCCUGCCCAAAAACCUGUACUUUCUGCAUUGUCCGUCCACUGCAUGGUGUUAGCUAGCCCAUAUACUGUCUGUUUGAUGGACUUUUCCCAAUUGAAGUAGCUAAGGGGCUUUCCCAACUGGGUCUACUGGAGCAUUUUCAUUUUUUCUGACGAGAACGUGCAAUGCGUUUGAUUUUAUAUACUAUAUCAAAGAAUGUUUUAUUUACUUUUUCCCAUUAACUAUUUUCUCAAAAAAAUGAAUCGCGUUUCAUUCAUAUUGGGUGUGUAUUCACUGAAAUGAAAUUAACAAAGUGUAAUCGGUGUGCAUCCGUGUUUUUCAGUGUUUAUUAUUAGCAUGACAAAAUUACUGGAUGCUGAUUGGUUGAGAGGAGUACAAUUAUUUCAUUAAUUGUACUGCAGUACAAUUAAUGAUUUGUUCAAAACAAACAAAAUGGCGGAAAGGUAAUUUAAACACAAGCGUGAAUUGAAAUUGCCACAGAACAACUAAAUGAAAAUACGGACAAAAGCACCAAAUUUUGGUUGAAAGUUUGGCAGGACUGGGCUUUGGCGAGAGAAUAUAUGAUGUUAACAUUGAGAAGUAUUCAAUUUUGUCAUUCUAAUAAUAAACAAGUAACGGGCGGCUCGUCCAAUUUUGGCAAAAUUUCCAAACAUCACUCGUACUAUUUUCUGUGUUGCUGUAAUGUACUCAGGUGAAUAAGAUGCUUGUGGUGUUACUCUGAGUGUAUAUCCACACCGGGCAGGCUUGAAAAAUAUGCCUGGCCACGGUGGGAAUCGAACCUAAGACCUUUGGAAUACUAGCCCAAUGCUCUGCCAACAGAGCUACGUGGUCAGGUCGGUUCGAGUAUGUGAUAUUUCUGAACUGAGUCUAGUUCUUUCGAUAUCAAUGUAAUCUAGUAAUCAUGAUAUUUUCUGUGUUGCUGUAAUGUACUCAGGUGAAUAAGAUGCUUGUGAUGUUACUUUGAGUGUAUAUCCACACCGGGCAGGCUUGAAAAAUAUGCCUGGCCACGGUGGGAAUCGAACUUACGACCUUUGGAAUACUAGCCCAAUGCUCUGCCAACUGAGCUACGUGGUCAGGUCGGUUCGAGUAUGUGAUAUUUCCGAACUGAGUCUAGUUCUUUCGAUAUCAAUGUAAUCUAGUAAUCAUGUCAGCAACACAGAAAAUAUCAUGAUUACUAGAUUACAUUGAUAUCGAAAGAACUAGACUCAGUUCGGAAAUAUCACAUACUCGAACCGACCUGACCACGUAGCUCAGUUGGCAGAGCAUUGGGCUAGUAUUCCAAAGGUCGUAGGUUCGAACGAUUCCCACCGUGGCCAGGCAUAUUUUUCACGCCUUCCCGGUGUGGAUAAUUUAUACACUCAGAGUAACAUCACAAGCAUCACUCGUACUAUUAAUCCCUAAUUGUACUUGCCAUCGAAUGAUUACCUAUAUACUAAUUCACAGGAAAUGAGAUGUACAAAACCAAGCUACCGUUGUUUGCAUCUAAGGAGAAACACGUUGGAAAAAAAACACUAUUUAUUCCUACACAAGGACUUUGAUCGGUCAAAAAAACUUUCCCAAUUUACGUUUAACGGACAAAACUUUUCUGGCUAACACCCUGCAGUAGUGGACGAAAAAUUCUGAUUGGUCAAUUAUUUUGCUUGAUUGACGGCAAAGGAUCUGUUUACAUGUGAAUGCAUGUAUAGUAACAGCUAUAUGAUAUAAUGUGUUAAUUAAAUUAAACAAGAAAUGGCUUCGAACUUUGGGAGAAUUCAGAAAGCACCAAAUUAUUUAAUUAUUCCAAAGAAGAAACAACAUUUAGCAAUUGAACAUUUGUAAAGAUGUAUAAAUGAUAUCUGGUUUCGGUAAAAAAACACGUUAUUGUAUAAACAUUGACUAGCUACAGGCGAUUGUUCAUUGACUCAUCAUAGUUUAGCCAUUGAAGAGUAUUAUUGAGGACCAAAUCAUUCCUAUUAUAGUUGCUGAAUUGUACAGUAGUCGAACUAACCAACAAAACAUUUGCCGCAAUGUAGUUAAGUCAACACCGCAAUUUAUUUACUGCAUGGCGGAGAAAGCAUUAUUUGAACAAACUUUUUGGAUAAAAUCAUAAGUACUAGGCCUACUAGUGUGAUUCACCACCGCAGUGUGGCUGUUGUUGUAGAUUGUGUGGGAGAAUGAUUGAAGAGAAUACCCAUAAGCAUAUAGAAAAACACAGUUCUGCUAUAGAUGCAUUAAUUGUCUCAAACAAACAAUCUCGGUUGGCAGUAUAGACAAACAACAGGUUUUUGGCCAGGCUAUAUUUUAAACUCUUGCUGCCCUUUCAGACUGCAAAUACAGCUUGCUGUGCCAGGCUAACACCAUAGACAGCCCAGCAAAUAUCAACCUGUUGUCCUGUUUCACAGAGCCUCAUAUCUGCCAUGCCCUCCCCCAAACACCUGCUACAGCAAGACCCUGAAGAAUUGCAAGCAUUCUUGGGAUAUAAGCACAGAUCAAAUGUAUUUAUCAAAGCACAGAUGAGAUAUAUUAUUUUGUCAAAAUGUAAUGGAUCCAUUUUAGAGUAUAAUAUAUUUUCUAAAAAAGCUUGUCAACUAUUAACUCUCACCUAUAUAUAAAUUGAAAACAUGCAGUGCAACAGUACAAUGAGUACAUGUUUACAUUUUAACGACUUGGCACCAUGUUUAGUUUUGUGUAUAAUAAAUGUUCACAUAUUAUAUCAUUUUUGUCUACGUAUCUCAAUUCAUAUAGAUGAGGAUUUCUGAAUAUGUUUCAACUCUAAAACGUAUCAAUAAAGUUAAUAUAUAUCCAAGGAAAUCUAUCCAAGAUGCUUUAUAUCUGUUUUUUAUCAGAAACUUGUGUUUAUUUUUGUUGUUUCAAGCGAACGUAUUAAAGUUGCUAGCCUUAGGAUAUAAUACUAUAUGAUAAUACAAUGACGUAAAGAUCUGAAUCUGCAUAGUACAUAAUAAGCUACACAAUACAUCGCUUGAAUAACAAAGUCAGGCAAACUUUAUACACAUUUUCUAGCUUUUAAACAUUUUUAAGUGAGUAUAUAUAUUUGCUGGGCUCCCUGUGGUAAAACUACAAAUACAUGCAUGUAAUGAUGCUGCAAAUUUGCGAAACAUUGAUUUAACAUGAAAUAUUAGACCCCAAAAAGUAUUAGACCUAGAAACCCAGAGAUCUAGAGACCCACAGACCUGGCAACCCAGAGAUCUAGAAACCGAGAGACCUAGAAAGCCAGAGACCUAGAAAGCCAGAGACCUAGAAAGCCAGAGACCUAGAAAGCCAGAGACCUAGCUACCAAGAGACCUAGAAACCAAGAGACCUAGAAACCAAGAGACCUAGAAACCCAGAGAUCUAGAAACCCAAAGGGCAGAGAUCUAGAAACACAGAGACCUAGAAACACAGAGACCUAGAAACCCAAAGGGCAGAGAUCUAGAAACACAGAGACCUAGAAACACAGAGACCUAGAAACCCAGAGACCUACUGUAGGAACCGACAGACCAGGAAAACCAAAGAUCUAGAAACCCAGAGACCUAGAGCCUCAGAGACCUAGACACACCUAAAGACCUAGAAAACCCCUACAGCUUAGUCUCGAAACCAACAGUAAUACAUAAAAAUAGGUACGCGACGCGUACAUGUAUCUGCGAAAAAACUUGAUUCACAUUUUGUAUUUUCUUGAAAGAAACUGAAUAAUGAAGAUGACAUGGGACAAUUGAAAUAUUUCAUCACUUAUAAUGGCAGAUAAGAUUUAAAACCCCCCCGCACCGAGAAAAUUUAACUAACUUUAUAAUGUGAUUAUGAUUGUAACAGAUAAUUAUGCAGUCAGGAAAUAAAAAUUUCAUGCAAACAAUAUUCAAAGUGUCUAUACAGCCGGCUAUUUAGUAAACUGUCACCUGUCAAUUCAAUCCAUACUCAUCAAAUUUUCAAAACUUUAUUGUAAUCAUAUGAAGCAAAAGUUAUGUCACUUGUUGUUUACACUUGCCAAUGUUAACUGUUGAGUAACAUACACAAAAUAUUUGGUGAACAUGUCGAAGACCACUGAAUAAUUGAGAAUGUUUUGAAGGUCAUGAGUGAAGUAUAUAAUUAAAUUCCAGUUCUGUGCACAGUUAAUGAUAUACCACACUGUUCGGUUUAACACGUACAGCACAUUCACACAAAAACAAUCGUGUUGUGGGAGAUUAUCGGUUUGAGUAGAAGGUAUCACAAGUUUAGUUUUGUACAUUGUGUGCCAUUGAUCAAAUCCACCAUAUAAUAUAUGAUUACUCAUUGUAUAGCUGUUAAGUUAUUUUCCAUACUAAUGAAUUUAAGGUAAGAUUGUCUGGCAAGUUGAUUGUUCUGACAAAAUUAUCCAGCCAAUAUCCAGUACAUUUAUUCUUCAUUCUUGUAUUAAUCUCUAAAGAAAAAUAUUUAUGAUAGAAAGCAAAAUGACAAUGUAAUGAGGCUCGGGAGGGUGAGGAUUCUUUUAUUUGAAAAUUUUGUAAAAAUUUUGUUUAAUUAACUCUAAUGUGUAAAACCAAAAUGUAUAAGUAUUUUAACUGAUAACAUCUUCAACCUUUGCUCUAACACUACAUUUGAUGACAGCUUUAUAGUUGGACUGUUGUUUUGAACAGAGUUAUGGAGUCAAUAUACAGAAAUACAGGACCAGGAUUUAAUUCAAUAUCUCCUGAGAAUGUUUUCACUGUUUAAAAUAUUACAGAAGUCACAGAAGGUUUGUUUUUGAUACUGUAUAAAUCUUUUUGUGAACUAUGUUGAUAAAUGGCUUAAAAUAUCCUCGAAAAUAUCCAAUAUUUUAUACAGUGUAAUAUAUUAAUUAAAAAAUUCCAGAGUGCAUUCCAUGUAAACUCUACGCCGAAGAUACGGCAAUAUUUAACUAUAGAUAGUAUAGUAAAUAUUUGCCGAACUGGCGAACUCAUGUAUUAUAAAAUAUGUGGGACAUAUAUUUGCACAAAUUUGGUAUUUAAAUAUAUAAUAUGUGGUAUUUGACUACUUACCAGAUGAGGAUAAGAUUCCAUGUUGAUAAAUAACUUCGGAAUAAAAAAAAGACAGCCAAUUCAAGACAAAUUGAUAAAAAUAUCAAGAUAUUUUUGAAAGAAUAUAAAACACGAUUUAUACACGAGGCCUGACGAGGCUAAAGUAUGCCCGUUCGCAGGUUAGAUCAGCGGGCACGAUGUAAACAAUUGAUGUAAACGAAUCGCUGAUUGGCUUAAAUUGGCAUAUAUUGGCUGAAUUAUAUAAGCCCGUCGCUGAAUGGCUAGGGAUACGGUACGGUACGGUCACGGCACGUUUGCGAUAGCAUAUAUAUCUGCUUCGCAGAUACAAAAACCAUUAAUAUCGCUUUGUAAUUAUGAUAAUUAUUUAUGACGUCACCCAUGACUUGGCAUAUGGCCUAUUAACCUCAAAACCACUCCCCCCCAAAAAAAAAGAUCAGAGUGGGAAAAUUGAAUAUGAAGGUGUCUGAUUCUUCGCUGCCAGAAAUGCAAAACAAACAAAAUGCGGGUCAAAUCGUCCCGCAGAUCGCAGGAAAUUACAUCUCAGAGAUUCCAUAUUUCAACAUUUUCUGGAGGAAAGAUGCCUCUGGAUCCCUCUACAAUUUAUGCCCCUCGCCCCACCUGUUUUCCUGUAAGACAUUUUGUCUGAGUUGAUCCUGCUCUAUAAUGUAAAUUUUGUUUCUCAAUACUAGGUGUAGCUGGCAUUGUAACAGGAACAGUUAUACAUUCCAUUUAUAAAUAUCCAGAAACAGGAAAGAGGACGCUGGUUGUUUCCACUUUAUCAGGUCAGGAUUAACAUCAAAGUAGAAUUAAUAUGUAUUCAAUAUUUGAAUUGUUAGUUCAUAGCCACACCAAAUAGCAACAUGCAUUUAAUUUCACAUGAUGAUAUGUACGUACCAUUUUUUGUUAUCGCAAAAAUUGCCGAUUAUUGGUCGAUUAUUAGAAAGCCUGUGUCACAGCGAUACCGUCCCCCCAAAAGAGUUCCACUCGGGCACUAUCCGCGUCGCAAAUGAUGUCCCCUCUCGCUUAUUCUGCCCCUUUCAACAACUACGCGAUUCCGUUCACAGAAUUACGGGAACCACUGAGUAUUUAAAAAAAUAUAUAAAAUAACGGUAACUCCAAAAAUAAACAUUUUACACCCGUUUUCAAAAUUAUGCGACCUCCCUGAAAAAUACUCUUACUUCAAAUGUCAGUUUUAUGUCACAAAAACUGCUAAAAAUAGCUGAAACGUAAACAAACUUUCAAAAGACAUUUUUAACCGUAUUUAAUACCAAAACUGAUAAAAAUGAGUUAGAUAACUUAGAUAUACAAACUAAAGCACAAUACAAACCAUCACAACAGAAAUAUGUGCCGUGAAUAACUUUCAGUAAAGUUUGAAAAAUAACAAUUUAUAUUAUCCUGGAAUUUAGCUGUCAGUAUAAAACACGCGCGCUAGACUAUAACGGUGAUGUUAUGAUUUUGUUUGUGCUUAAAUUUUGCAAUAAUUCUCACUAAAAUAUAUUGAAAAUCAUUGUAAGCCUGUUUAUAUAAAGCAUACAAAGCAUAUACAUCGACAAGGAACCGCAAAACUGAAAGUUUAAACUUCGUGACCGAUUGACAUAAAACUGACAUGUCAACUCUAGCAUUUUCGUCCUUGAUCGCGUAAUUUUGAAAACGUGUGUAAUAUUCUAGCUUUCGACUAAGAUUCAGUCAUCAUCAGGAAUGAUGCUACAUGUAGGUUACAUUACAUCGAUAUAUAAUGAAGAUUAAGUAAUUUGAUAUGUACAGAAAAGAUUAGUUAAAUCUUAUAAGUUCUUUUGAUGCCUAAGUUCUGUGAUUAAGUUCAGGUUUAAGGCGUCUAAUGGCAAGUGUUUCUUUAAAUAGCAAUAAGGACCAGUGAUCAGAUCUGUCUAUAAUCUUAGAGUUUGUAAAUAUAAAUUCUGAAAGUAUACAAGUUUGAGUUGGGUUAGUUUCUUCGUCAGGAUACAGUUAAAAAUAGAUGUUGAAAGUGUUCGCAUGAUGUGAUGUGGUUCAGAUGUAUUGUCCAGUGAAUUGUUCUUUGAUCGCUGUUUCCACGUCAGAAUCAAAGAACACUCAUUGGACAAUAAAUCUGCACUCAAACUUGUAUACUUUCAGAAUUUAUAUUUACAAACUCUAAGAUUAUAGAUAGAUCUGAUCAUUUGUCCUUAUUGCUAUUUUAAAAAGAAGCACUUGCCAUUAGACGCCUUAAAUUAACCUGAACUUAAUCACGGAACUAUAAGGCGUCAAAAAGAACUUAUAAUAUUUAACUAAUUUUUUCUGUACAUAUCAAAUUACUUAAUCUUCACUAUAUAUAUCGAUGUAAUGUAACCUAGCAUCAUUCCUGAUGAUGACUGAAUCUUAGUCGAAAGCUAGAGUAUUAAAAUGUCUAUUUUCGGAGUUACCGUUGUUUUAUAUUUCACAUAAUGAGACAUACAUUUUACGAAAGUGGUGUGGACAUAACCCGCUCGCAGCCUGAACCGAUACCAAAGGAAUGUCUUUUUAAUUAGAAGGUAAAAAAUCUUUAAAAACAAUUUCGCACAGUUGCGUAUGUUCAUAGCAUAGAAAUAAUAGACAUAGAAUGCGUACUCCUAUCUUUUCUCAGUAAAAAUUUUGUCUCCACAAAAUGGCGGAUAUAUAAGGGCAUUUUGGCUAGUCCCAGACUCCUGCGGCAAAGAAUUUCGCGCGGUUGCAGGGAGUGCGAUUUGUUUUUUUCAACAAAGUUUGCAAAAACAAUUAUAUCGAGACUUACAGUGAAAAAAAGUGAAGACCCAUUCCAGUGUUUUUUUUUACGAAGAGCGAUAGUUCUGAACAUGCAGGAUAUAUACAGAAAUCGUCGUUUAAAAAUAUAUUUUCAACGUUGUUGUCCAAAACAAAACACGAAAGAUCAAGUCUAACUCGGAUUCAAUAGGUAUGUUCUAAAAAUAUUUCAACUGUUUUAUAACAUAUAUAUUGAACUGACACAACUACUUUUUAUACUUUUCUGCGUUGCUUGUGCUUGAGACAACGUUUUUGAAGCCACAGUUUUCGACGAUUAUUUAGGCGAUUUACAGUUUAUCGACAACUAAAUAUUUUUGUUUCAAAAACAUGAAAAAGAAGAGAUUCGUUCAUGUCAUUCACAAAAAAAUAACAUCGUUUCCAACUUGACCUUGUAGCUCAGAAGGUAGAGCGUCGUUCUAGAAAUGCGAAGGUCGUGGGUUCGAUUCCCAGCCGUGGUCAAGUAGAAUUAAUUUUCUGCUUGCCCGAGUCAUACUCGUAAGAACAUCAAAAGCGCCUACAUUAUAUAUAUAUAUAUAUAUAUAUAUAUAUAUAUAUAUAUAUAUAUAUAUAUAUAUAUAUAUAUAUAUAUAUAUAUAUAUAUAUAUAUAUAUAUAUAUAUAUAUAUAUAUAUAUAUAUAUGUAUAUUAUAUAUAUAUAUAUAUAUAUAUAUAUAUAUAUAUAUAUAUAUAUAUAUAUAUAUAUAUAUAUAUAUAUAUAUAUAUAUAUAUACAUAUACAUAUAUAAUAUAUAUAUAAGGUAAUCGAACUUCAGCGCGCUAUUGUAUCAGAAUUACUCUGCGUAUGAACGAGAGUUUUUCACGUUCGGAAAGAUCAUGCUUUUAGCUGUUGAAUGAUAUCUCCUUCAUACCAAAUGGAUAAAAAAUGAGCAAAUACGAAUCCGAUAAAAAAUGUUAGUCAGAAUCACAUAUUUUCACCGUUGAGAGUUGGGUCUAAAACCAUUGAAAUGAACCCCCUUUAGGACUUAAGUUGAUGAAUUUCACUUCAUUAAACUGCACACAUAUUCAUAAUUAUUAUUUAAGUAGGAAUAAAUCUUAGCCAAGCUACGACGCGUUACAAUACAAUACAAUACAAUACAAUACAAUACAAUACAAUACAAUACAAUACAAUACAAUACAAUACAAUACAAUACAAUACAAUACAAAAUAUAAUACAAUACAAUAAAACUUUAUUUUAACACGGUAAAAUCUUCAGUACAUUAAUUAAGUAUUAAAAAAAAUAAUUACAACUGAUUUCCAAGAUUGCCGUGUGGGAGUCAUUUUACAAAUUAUAGUAAUAAUUUGAGGAAUUCUUAAAUAGUGGUAACGAACGAAGCAUUCGUAUAUUUUGAGGUAGCUUAUUCCACAAUAAGGCUCCACUGUAACAAAGGCUUCGUUUUAAAUAGUUAGUUCGUGGCUUAGGUAAAUUUAGCUUUAUUUCAGAGUCUCUUAAGUUACACCCACUGCCGCGAACAGAGAAGAGAUUUUGUAGGUAAGAUGGCAUCACCAUUGAUUAUUUUAAACAUAACGCCAGCCUUAAUCUUUUUGCGUCGUAAACAAAAAUUGUCUAGGUGCAAAUUAUUCAAAAUAGAACUAGCGCUUGUAUCAUAUUGCGACCUCGUAAUGACUCUUACUGCUCGGUUCUGUAGUUUCUGUAUUUUAUUACUGAGGGUUUCUCCAAAACCGUCCCAGACCGAGCAGCAGUAGUCAAAAUGAGGUUGUAUCAAGGCUUGAUAAACCUGAACAGCUGUUCUCGUACUUACAAUACGUUUUAAUGCACUAAUGGCUGAAGCAAUUUUCUUAGUCAUUUUCUCUAUAUGGGUUGACCAAGAAAGGUGUUUGUCAAUAUGUACUCCUAAGGAUUUAACAGUAUCGACUUUGUUGAUUUCAAUACCAUCAAGCUUAAUGGUUAUACUACCUUGACUCCUUGAGUAGUAUUGAUUCUCUGUCGAGAUCCAAUUGUCAUAAACUCUGUUUUUGCAAUAUUUAAACUGAGCUUAUUUGUAAUAAGCCAGCUUUUAAGACGUUCUAAUUCAGAAUUAAUGACACUUUGGAGCUCUUCCAGAGAAUCAACGUUUGUGAUUAAUUGCUUUUUCUUUUGUUAUGCAUUGUUUUAAUUAGGCACAGAGGUGAAAAUAUGCGAGUUUGACUAACAUUUUUAAUCGGCCUCGUAGGGCUACAUGCUUAUUUUUUCUCCCCUUGGCAGGAAAAGCAUGUUAAUAAAUAGCUAAAAGCCUGAUCUUUCCGAAUAUGAAAACCAAUUGUUCAUACCCCGAGUAAUUCACGUAUAAUAGCGCGCUGAAGUUCGAUUACCUUUUUUUUAUACACCCUGUAUAUGUAUAUGUUUAUCGUCAAAUUUCUGGGACAGCCAUGGGCACAAAAUUUGCUCCUCCGUACAGUAUGCAUGUAUUUUUAUGGAUAUGGUGGAGACUGAGUUUUUAGAACAACAAGAAAUAAAACCUUGGGUGUGGUUACGGUAUAUUGAUGACAUCUUUUUUGUCUGGUUAGAAGGUGAAGAUAAACUGUUGCAGUUUAUGGAAAAACUUAAUACGUUCCAUCCUGGCUUGAAAUUUACAUACGAGUACUCGCAGACUAAAGUGAAUUUUCUUGAUGUUUCGGUGGGAAUUGAUGCUGGUAGAUUUAUUACAAGUCUUUUUUGUAAGCCAACUGAUUGCCAUCAAUAUCUACAUUAUGAGUCAUCACACCCUGCGCACGUUAAAAGAUCUAUCGUAUAUAGUCAGGGUUUGCGCAUCAAGAAAAUUUGCUCGCGUGAAGAGGAUUUUGAGAAACACUUACAAGAACUGUCUAGUUGGCUUAAAAAUAGAGCAUAUCCAACAUGGCUCAUAGAAAGAGAAUUUAAGAGGGUCAGGGAAUACAAUAUUGAAGCGGAAAGUAAUAAUAUACUUAGAGAAAAAAGUUGUAAGACAGGAGUGCCUUUAACUAUAGCUUUCCAUCCUUUGUUAAAGCACUUUGGUUUAGUAAUUAAGAAAAGUUUGCAUAUUUUGUACUUAGACACUGAAGCUCGUAAAGUAUUUACCCUUGAACCAUUUACGGCGUUUAGAACAAGCCGUAAUUUAAGAAGUUACUUAGUUAGAGCUAAGGUACCACCAUUAGUAAGAGAGAAAGGAUGUAAGAAAUGUAAUAAACCCAGGUGCUUGACGUGUCAAAAUAUUCACGAAACCGACACUUUUAGGUGCACAGCUGAUGGUAGACAAUACAAAGUGAACCAUCAUUUAAACUGUGACUCAAAGUGUGUGGUUUAUCUUUUGACAUGUAAAGUGUGUAAGAAGCAAUAUGUUGGUCAGACGACAGAUAAAUUCCGCUUUCGAUGGAACAAUUAUAAAUCUUGUCAAAGGAAAGCAAUGUCCACCAAAGCUCAUACACAAGCCUUUUUUCAUUCGCAUUUCUUAGGUGAAAACCAUAAUGGCUUAAUGAAUGACUGUGAUAUAGUCAUAAUUGAUAAAACCAACCCAGCAGAACCAACGAUUAGGGAAAUGUACUGGAUUAAUAGACUUAUGACAAUGUACCCCUCGGGGUUGAAUAUUGAACAGGAUUCUGAGGAGUAUGAAUAAUUAUGUUCGUCUGGUAGGGUAUAUAAGUAGGGGUUUAUGUUAACGAUUUUUACUUGGAAGAAGACAAUAAAGUCGAAACGUCAAAAAAUAUGUGUUAGUGAUUAACUUAUAUAUAUAUAUAUAUAUAUAUAUAUAUAUAUAUAUAUAUAUAUAUAUAUAUAUAUAUAUAUAUAUAUAUAUAUCCCUAAAAUAGGCGUAAUAAACCUUAGAGUUGUAUACAUAAACAACUGACAUUAACAUUUGAUUAGUCUAUUUUAAUUAAUGAACUCAACAAUAUACAGGAGAUUGUGUUAUACCAGUUAAAUUUUUUAUACAAAUGUUAUGAAUAUUUUUAUUCUUAAAUUAACUUAUUUAUCUGCUUGUAUUUAUAGUUUGAAAAGUUAUAAAUAAAAAUAAUUCCAAAGCGUCCUUUUUUUAUCUCUUAUUCUCUCAUAUUGUUUAUUAAUAUAGUAUGCAAUAUGCAUAGGAUGCGCAAGCUCCAAAACUGUAUGGUUUGCCUAAAAUUCACAAGGAGAAUACACCUAUGAGACCAAUCGUGUCGUUUUGUUCAUCACCAACAUAUGAACUUUCAAAAUAUCUUGCACGCAUUUUGAAGCCUUUAACAGAGCGCUCGGAACACCGCCUCGUGAAUUCCGCAGAUUUCAUAACGAAAAUUCAAGCGGAGACGAUCAGUGCCACUCAUGAACUGGUCUCCUUUGAUGUUAAGUUUUUAUUCACAAGUAUUCCAUUAAAACUAGCAAUUGAGUGCAUGGAAGAGUCCUUAGCUAACUAUGAUGAUGAACUUCCAAUCCAGAAGGAAGAGAUCAUAGACCUACUCAAAUUAUGUUUAGAGUCUACAUUUUUUCAGUACAACGGAAGUUUCUACCAACAACUUCAUGGCACAGCAAUGGGAUCUCCAGUUUCCGUAGUCGUAGCAGAGAUUGUAAUGCAAUAGUUAGAAGAACGAGCAUUGUCCUCAUACCCAGGACAAUGCUUUCGCUACGUCGACGAUACCUUGACGAGUGUCGAUAAACCUUAGAAAAACGACUUUCUUGACCACCUCAACCAGCAAAACCCCAGUCUACAGUUCACCAUGGAACCUGAGAAAGAUGGUAAGAUAGCUUUCCUAGACUGCAUGAUAACCAGAGACGGCAAUUCCCUUCAAGCGAGUAUCUAUCGAAAACCCACCAGCACCAGCCGUUUAUUAGAUAAUUCAUCCUACCACCCAACCUCGCACAAGUCAGCUACAAUAGCAACCUUAGUGAAGAGAGCGCAUGCAGUUUGCAGUUCUAGUGAAACCUUCGAAGAUGAGUUGCAGCACCUUGAUAAAAUUUUUACCAUCAACAGAUAUUCUAAACCUUUUGUGAACAACGUAAUUGAACAUUCCCGGAAAACAACAUCAACUACCGACGAAACUGAACGGAAGAAGACCAUUGCCACCAUCCCUUACAUCAAAAGUACAUCCGAAAGAAUUGCAAGAAUCCUACGACCUUUCAACAUCAGUGUGGCUCACAAACCAACGGUAACGCUAAGAAAUACCUUAACGAAAGUGAAAGAUCCAACCAAUACAAAGACCCGGAUAGGAACAGUUUAUAAAGUGACCUGUGCUGAAUGCCCCGCAACUUAUUUCGGUGAAACUGGACGUACUCUAGAUUGUCGCAUUAAAAAACAUAAGCGAUCAACAGAGAAACAAGACGUGGCGAAUAGAAUUGCGGUUCAUCAUAUGGAAUCAAAUCAUAGAAUUGAUUGGGAGGGAGCCACUUGUAUGGAGUUUAAUGGUUUUGAGGAUGAGAGAAUGUUCUUAGAAAGUUGGUUUACAAAAUGCGAUGAAAACAGCAUUAAAAUUUGCCGCGAUAUGCCAGGAGCAUACGCUGGACUAAUCACGCAUGAACGCAGGCUCUCAUGCCUUGAACGCAGGCGCGAGCAAACAACAGCGAGCUUAAGAUCUACAACGCGAACUUACGACGCGGACGUCGCAUUAAACAAGUUUUAUUUUAAAACGAUGGCAAAUACCAUUAAAAUAUUUUAAUCACAGUAAAUAAAAUGAAAUUAUACUGGAAAAAAUGUACAACAUAACAGAGGCUAGCAAUAUAUUAAGAAGAUGUUUUUUAUCAUAAGUUUUUACGACUUCUAUGACGACGAAUCUUUGCAAAUAUCACGUCGUCUCGGAUGGUAGUUUUGGCGGGAAAAUGUGCAUUCGUAACAAUAGUCUAUAAAGCCUGGUUUCUAUCAUUUCGUAUGGCUGUUAACGUGUCAUAACAGUGUCACAAAUCUCGCAGAAAUAAACUGUGACAACUCUGACUAGGCUUACACUCGUGAAAUAAAUAACAAUUUUGAAGAUAUAACAAGGUAAGCACGUCCGCGUCACAAAUUCGCGUUGUAGAUCUUAAGCUCCCUAAUAUAUUUUAAUUAUACACUAAACAGUUGAUCCAACGCUAAGCACGACUUUGCAACAAAGUAAAGCAUAUAUGAAAAUCGUGUCUUAAACUAAGACUAUAGUGGUUAAAAAAGCUAUAAUGAUCUAACUUUAUUUAUACUUGAUAGCUCUGUCAGUUCUAAACUGUUAUAGUACUGUCCUCCCUUGAGGACGAUGUUACAAUUAUAGCCGUUUCAUGUUGGUUCAGUACUGUUACCACAGGAGACCUACAUUAUCUUAAUUAUGCAUAAAUACUUGCAAGUUCUAUCAGUUCUAAACUGUUACAGUUAGGACCAUUCAUUAUUUCUCCAUUGCAGUAAUAAAGCAACUUGAGCCAAACUAACUUAAUUUAUGCCAAUUGUUAUGAGCCGGUCCUUGACUAUAGUUUAUUUUCUUAGUUAUAGUCUUAUACAGGGUGUCUAAAAAAACGCUAUGGAAAUUCAACAUGUUGUCGUGCAUCAUAAACGCGGCUAAACAAUUCAAUUUUUACAUAGGACGAAAGAACAGUUAUUUAGCUUUUCAAUGUCCAAUGAUAUACUCUUUUUAAAUCGUAACGAUGAGAACUGGCCACAUUCUCGUCAAAUAAAAAUUGCCGGCCGAAAUCACAUUCUUCCACUGUUGGGAAUUGCAUGGAAAACGAAACAUAAAAAAUUCCCAAAAGGGAAUUAAAAUUGAAUGUAAAUUAUCUAAAAUAAGCUCAACUCGUCAAUCUUCGUCUUAGUGAGACCAUAAGAAUGUCCAUUAUUGCAUUAAACAUGGUUCAAUGGACCUAUUCCCUAAUGAACAAAAAAAUUUGAUCUAGACAAAAACUUCAUUACAACUUGAAAGAGCAUCAUAGUAAUAUUCCAAAGUUUCGUUACGAAAAGUUGUAAAAUGCGGAUAAUGUAGCCCUCAAUUCCUGACAAUUCUUUAUCUUUAAUAUCUUCGCCUUUGUAUAAUCCUUUUAAUUCUUUCUUUAACUGAUAGUUUCUAUAUCUUCACGGGGAUGUUAUAAAUGCAGGGUUUCGGCUUAUGAAUAAUGCAUGAAUUGUCUAGUUGUGCCCAGGCUUUUGUACGCUCUGCUAGGGGAAGAAACAAGAAAACUACGACUCAUUUCAUUCAAAUCAGUUCGUUAAAGCAAGUUUGAGUAAACCACAAAUUGACCAACGCCAAGCCGAGGCAUGUCCGCUACGUUAG